AUGACGCAAGAGACACCAGAUACUGCUUCUACCGGACUUCCUCCAAGGUCACCCAGUCCGCACGUCGAAGCAGAGAAAGAAGACAGGUCGCCGCCCCGCAAACGCCCCAGAACACGAGCGCCUCCGCAAGCAGCAGCUUCAGCCUCAUCCACGACGACGACGACGGCGACGGCGAAACCAGAAGUAUCGCCUCCGCAGAUUGCGCCAUCAAAAUUGAGCUCAGAAGUCCACCGAUUCUCCAUACAACCUGUCAAUCGCUUCCGCGGCGCGUCAGCCACGAUAAAACGACCUCGUCAGGUCGCCCACUUUUCUUACGACGACAACCACGAAUACCGGGCAGAUGAGUCAGGAAUUAGCUACUAUGUGCCACCGCCCAUGGGCGCAGAUCUCAAGGACGGAUUUGAGACGUUCAAGCAUUACGAAGACAAGGAAGACCCACACCUGGACAGCUUGCUUCGAACCCUCAUGGAAGAGCAGGCAACCGAGUCUGAGAUCAAAGCGGAUUUUAUGACGUGGAGGGGCAUGAUGACCAAGAUCAUGACAGCCCCCUUCGAUAACUUUGCGGAAUUCAGUAUGUUCGCAACCGUCCACAAUGGCACAAUAUACAUCGAAGAAGAUUUUCCUUCGCGAGCAGCCGACCGCGCCACAGAAGCCAAUCGGCCCCCACCCCGUUACCAACAACAUCCAGACCAGCAGUCGCGCGAGAUGAUGACAUACUGGGGCUACAAGUUCGAACAGCUCGCGCUGAUACCCACACGACCGGACCGGACGUCGCCACAAGAAAUCGAAAAACACCAACGUGGCAUCGUAUCCAACGCUGCCCAACACUGCUCCAUAGUCCACACAUCCUUUGGCCCCCACAGCCUCAUCCUUGGCGGCGAAGUCGACGGCUUGCUCGCUCCCAAGCCCACCAACCCCGACGAACCUAUCCAAUGGGUAGAACUCAAAACCAGCGAAGAACUACCACCCCCAUCUCACCAACAACACCGUGACGUCCUCAAGUUCGAACGCAAGCUACUGAAGUUCUGGGCCCAGUCUUUUCUACUCGGUGUCCCCAAGAUCACAGUGGGGUUCCGCAGUAAAGCGGGCAUAUUGAGGGGCUUGCAGACUUUCAACACGCAUGAGAUUCCUGGUAUGGUGCGUCGCGGGACGAAUUGCUGGGAUGGUAAUGUUUGUAUUAACUUUGCGGCGGAGUUUUUAGGGUGGUUAAAGAGCGUGGUGGUGGAUGAGGGGGUUUGGAGCGUGGUGUUGAAGAAGAAGAGCGGGGUUGUGGAGGUGAGGAGGGUGAGGGAUGGGACGGGGGGGAUUGUUAGUGAGGAGUUUAAGUUGUGGAAAGGGAGGGGGGGGAGGAAGGGUGAGGAUCAGGAGAAGUUCAAGUAG
Molecule: messenger RNA, 1380 nt
Organism: Pyrenophora tritici-repentis Pt-1C-BFP
Lineage: Eukaryota; Fungi; Ascomycota; Dothideomycetes; Pleosporales; Pleosporaceae
Biological process (GO): nuclear-transcribed mRNA catabolic process; NAD-cap decapping
Cellular component (GO): nucleus; cytosol
Molecular function (GO): mRNA 5'-diphosphatase activity
Source: RefSeq, a predicted model, not a curated record